Messenger RNA from Suillus discolor, 1528 nucleotides. RefSeq lists its product as uncharacterized. NCBI's taxonomy places the organism in Eukaryota, Fungi, Basidiomycota, Agaricomycetes, Boletales, Suillaceae. The record is from RefSeq and is a predicted model, not a curated record. The coding region runs from base 11 to 1528 and encodes 505 amino acids. The transcript has 4 exons.
UGGCGAAUCUAUGCCCAUGUCGGAUGACCACGUGCCGCUCCCCGGCGAUCCUGAUUUUGUUCCGUUGUCCGAAGAAGAUAUGGCUAAGUUGUUCGCAACUCAUCAAAGCGGUGAGACGUCCCCCGAAGUGCGCGCCCAGUUGGAUGCAUUGUUUAAAGAGAGCGAGGAAUUCAUGCAUAGUAUAAUUAACGAAGACGCGCUGGCAGGCCCAGCCGAUGCUCACGUUGACGGGACAAACUAUGGAUCACCAGCGACGCAACAAGGAACUCGCGACGAUUCACAAAUGGUUCAAAAUCCUCAGAUGUUCAAGUCGUUUCCGACAUUGGAGAAUUUCAACGCCCCGGUGGCUGGUCUUCCCCUGUUGUCCCACAUCGAUCAGUGGCUCUACCCUCCGCAGACCUCUGCCAUCCCUCAAGCGCCCCCGCAAGGCCAUCCUUGGUCCCAGCAUGAAUACAACCCUGGAUACUUCAUGAACGGCCCUCCCAGCACAUAUAUGCAGCCCCCUGCCGUACCGCAAGGCCCCGUAUGGUCCCAGUAUGAAUGUAAUCCUGGAUAUGAUACCAAUGGACCCCCUGGUGCGUAUUAUUCGCAACCCUCUGCGGUCGUUCCAGCACCACCGCAAGACCACGCAUUGGCCCAGUAUGGAUAUCAUCCCGCUCCCUCUUACCCUUACCAGCAACCUCCCACCAUUGCGGGUCCGUCCAACGCGUAUUACCCUAUCCCCCAAGGUCAAUAUGCUCCAUUGCAGACGGAAUCCAGUGGGGGCUCAAGCGUGGAGCCAACUUCUCUUGCUCUCGACGGGACAGCAUCUACCAGGCCUCGUAAGCGUAAAACCCGCCAGACCUCUGAACUUGAGGAUGGUUCGAGUUCGUUCGUUGCACCAGCAAUGCGCAAGCGCAGACGCCCGAACGUCGCCGACGACUACAGACCGGGCAAGUUUGGUCCGUAUACGCUAGCGGAUACUAGUGCCACGAUCAUGGCCAUGCCUGUUCACGACCCAAAGCCUGUUGACAUCAGUAGCCGCAGGACCCAUGAUCCCAACGGAAAUCCCCUUCGAACGAGGAGAUUUGGGGUUAUGGAGCUGGAUGAUACCUACCCCGAUGCAUCUGGAAACGUCCUUGCUCAUUACUCGCCACAGUUGACGUGUGUACGCUCAUGUGAUUGGACCGACCAGCCGUGUGGACUGUUCAUAGAGGUGGACAAGAUCCGUAUUGAAGACCACCUGUGGUUCUGGCAUGGGGUUGAAGUGAAGAAAGCCACUCCCUGCCGAUUCGAGGGUUGCCUGGACGCAGGGACGAUGAUGUAUUUGAGCCGUCACAUCGAAGGGGUCCACUUCGCUACGUCCUAUCGAUGCCCCUAUUGCAAGAAGCUGUCGUCGAGGACCGAUUCUUUGGCACGGCAUCAGAAGGGGUGCAAACCAUUGCUUGCUAGCAAGGCCCAUGCUGAGCAUGGAAAGUACGAAUUCUAUCACCAAGCGAUGAUCAAGUCAGUUUCUGGAUAUAUCGUUCCUGCCAGCAACGCGACCUAG